This is a messenger RNA of Rhipicephalus sanguineus (brown dog tick), 749 nucleotides long. RefSeq lists its product as uncharacterized. Gene Ontology annotation, biological process: mitochondrial respiratory chain complex I assembly. Bases 109 to 660 code for a protein of 183 amino acids. The transcript has 4 exons. The record is from RefSeq and is a predicted model, not a curated record. NCBI's taxonomy places the organism in Eukaryota, Metazoa, Arthropoda, Arachnida, Ixodida, Ixodidae.
ACUGCUUCCUGUUCCGGCCUUCCGCCCUUGCUCUGUCUGCUCCUCGGACGUUUUUCGUGACCGAAAUCAUAUUGGUGACGCUUUAAUAUCCAGAGGGGAGGUCGAAGAAUGGUGUUCAUACCUCCUUACGAGUCCAAGCUUCUCUUUAUAUAUGAAGUGUGGGCUCAAAAGCGGCAGCAGCUGGGCUGGAAGCCGUUCAGCUACUACAAGACACGAGCGGAUGAGCAGGGGCUUGAAAAGAUGCUAUAUCUCUCAUAUUAUUCACUCAAGUACGGUAUUGCAGCCGGCGUGUAUGAUGGAUUCGCUCUUGCACACGCGACAACGUUCAAGCAUUACCUGGGACGUAUCGGCUACUGGACAGUUCCAGCAUUGAUGUCCACUGGUGCUUUCGUGGCCACAAAUCACGUCCUGGCAAAGGUCACUGGCAAGGACACGGUGUACAACCACAUGGCUAGUGCCGUUGCCGCUGCCUCUGUGUGGGGAGCAAAGUUCAAUAGCUACACUGUUGGCGUUCCUCUUGCCGUCGUCUUAGUCGUAUUGUGUGGCAUUAAGAAGUUGACAGUCGAUGCUGGCAUGGAAAGCAUGGCUGGAACCACUCCAAAGUACCCGGAGUACUGGUACUUUGCACAGAAGAACGACUUCUCCAUCAUGAAGGAAUAGUAUGCUGUCAAGCUGUCAUGCUGAUUCCUUUGUUUUCUCAUGCACAGGAUGCUGUGCGCCGUUGUAGAAUAAAGUCAAUGUGAAUCUUA